AUGCCUCCAGCUCCAGUCCAGGUUCAGGCGCCGCAGCAGGCGGGCCCAGCCGGCGGCUCUGGCAACGGUGACAAGAAGGCAGCCGCUGCCGCCAUCCUGAGCGACCUCAACGGGAUGGUCGGCCGCCAGCAGCCUGCGGCCAUCCAGGCCUACGUUGACCAGAAGUUCAAGGGCACUCCGGCGGAGCAGCACGGCAUCCGGAGCGUCCUCGGCAAUUUGUGCCGCCACUACAUCCUGAACAGCCGCCAGGUGGUCAAGCACUCGCGCGCGCAAUGCCGCGCGGAGGGGGGCAAGCCGAGCUCGCCGUGCUCGCGGUGCGGCGCGCGCGGGAUCAUGGCCUACUGCUGGCCUGAGGAUUGCCCCAAUGCGCGCUCCCCCCCCUCGUCCUUCCCCGUCUUCGCUUCCCCCCUCCCGCCCCUCCCAGCGCAGAGCCCCGCGCGCCACCAGUGCGUGCAUUUUGACACGUCUCAGUGCGACAGUCCGCCUUUGUGA
Prorocentrum cordatum is the source of this 492-nucleotide messenger RNA. Lineage: Eukaryota; Dinophyceae; Prorocentrales; Prorocentraceae. The record is from the annotation of a GenBank genome assembly.